Molecule: messenger RNA, 786 nt
Organism: Manacus vitellinus (golden-collared manakin)
Lineage: Eukaryota; Metazoa; Chordata; Aves; Passeriformes; Pipridae
Product: olfactory receptor 10A3-like
Biological process (GO): G protein-coupled receptor signaling pathway
Cellular component (GO): membrane
Molecular function (GO): olfactory receptor activity
Source: RefSeq, a predicted model, not a curated record
AUGUCCCAAAGAAAAGGCUUGGAGAACCACACUGUUGGAUUUGGAUUCGUUCUUCUGGCAUUCUGUGACCACUCCAGCCUGCAGGGCCUGUGCUUCACGGUGUUCCUGCUCAUCUACCUUGUGGUGCUGGCAGGGAACAGCCUGGUUGCCCUCCUCACUGUGCUGGACUCCAGCCUGCACAGCCCCAUGUACUGCUUCCCGAGGAACUUGUCCUUCCUGCAGGUCUACUACACCUCUGUACUGCCAAAAAUGCUGGUGUGCCUCCUGAGGGCAGAUGGCCGGAUCUCCUUCCUUGGCUGUGCUGCCCAGCUGUAUUUCCUGGUUCUGCUGGGCAGCACCCAAAGCCUUCUCCUGGCUGCCAUGGCCUACGAGCACUCCAUGGCCAUGUGCCACCCCCUGCUCUUGCAGGCAGGACAGACCUACCAGCUGUUCCCUUUGCCCUUCUGUGCAUCCCGUGACCUUCCUCACUUCUUCUGGUACGUCCCCCUGCUGCUGGACCUGGCCUGUGAAGACACGUUCUGGAACCAAGUGGGGCUGCACACCAUCACCCUGGGUUUUGUAAUCCUUCCCUUCUGCUUGAUAGUUCUGUCUUACAUUCAAAUUAUCAGGGCAAUUCUGAAAAUCCCCUCAGUUCUGGGCAGGCACAAAGCCUUUUCCACCAGCUCCUCACACCUCGGGGUACUGACACUCUUCUAUGGCUCAGCCACAGUCGUCUACUUAAAGUCGUCUACUCGAGGGAUUCUGGAGAUCCUGACAAACACUCUGCCCUGUUUUACACAGUUGUGA